This is a messenger RNA of Penicillium digitatum Pd1, 1797 nucleotides long. RefSeq names its product putative C6 transcription factor (AmyR). NCBI's taxonomy places the organism in Eukaryota, Fungi, Ascomycota, Eurotiomycetes, Eurotiales, Aspergillaceae. The record is from RefSeq and is a predicted model, not a curated record. Gene Ontology annotation, molecular function: DNA binding; zinc ion binding; DNA-binding transcription factor activity, RNA polymerase II-specific. Gene Ontology annotation, biological process: regulation of DNA-templated transcription; DNA-templated transcription.
AUGCGACAACUGUCGCCGCCGCAAAAUAAAAUGUUCCUGUCAACUCCCAUGCGACAAAUGCCAACGGCUACUUCUUUCCUGCUCCUACAGCGAUGUCCUACGUCGCAAGGGCCCCAAAUAUCGCAUCCUGUACCCCCUACCCUCUAUCACCCUCUCUCAUCCCGAAAAGAUCCUCCCGAGCAUGUAUAUCCCGAGGACGCUGGCACCGGCGAGAUUCCGGACUACCACUUCAACUCGCCCAUAUCGCCUGAUUUUAUACUCACAGACUCGCAGUCUGCAGGCCAGGACUUUUCGGAUACGUUUCUCCAUCUGCCGCUCCCAGAACUCGUCUUGACUCCAGGCUCCACGGACUCAGCAAUCGAACCCGCAGUUGGUUAUAGCCAUGGAUAUGCAAGACCGGCGGCCCGCCGCCUCUCGCCACAGAUUCUUCUAUUCUAUGUCAAUGUCUACCUCAAAUACUUGUUCCCCGUCAUGCCGGUGGUCAGUGCGGAUCAGCUCCGGCUGGAUUGCAACCAGCCUGGGCAGCUGUCUGCGCAGCGGUAUGCGCUUUUGGCGUCCCUGUGUGCCGCGACACAUAUCCAGUUGAAGCUGGACGGGGCCACACCUGUGCCAGAUCCUGCCCGUUUGCAGAGUAUGCGUAUUGGGGAUGGGCACUCGUUGAUGCCUGGGGAAGAGCUUCUUUCGGAGGCCGUGCGGGCGCGGCUAGAUUGUGAUGUUUUGGAAGAACUUAGCACAAAGGCACUUUUGACGUCGUUCUUUUUGUUUACCUCGUAUGGGAAUCUUGAUUGUCAGAAUCAUGCCUGGUUCUAUUUGUGCCAGGCUACCUCGUUUGCAUUUACCCUUGGGUUGCAUCGCGAGUCGGCGUAUGCAGAGUAUGAGGCCGAAGAAGCGGAGGAAAGGCGGCGUGUGUUCUGGCUCUUGUUUACCACAGAGAGAGGUUAUGCUCUCCAGAAAGCGAAACCGGUUAUGCUACGCAGCUCUAUUCACAAGCCUCGGGUCCUUUGCUCCAAAGAUCCUAUCCUGGCUUAUGGAUUCACCAAUCUGAUCAACGUCUUUGAGAAUCUCACCCCGUGCCUUUACGAUUGGAUUUCCGCCGGUGCCGGAGAUGGCAUCUUGGAGAAGCCGCCAAUUUCUGAAAUCCAAUCCAGCCUUUGCAAGGCUAUUUCUCUGGAAGGAGUUCUUGAGAUCCAGCGGGUUGACAUCUUGAUCACGCAACAGUGGCUGCAGACGAUGAUGUGGAAAUUGUCUAUGAGCCAUGCCACGCAGCCUGGUUCGCGUAAUGACCCAGUUUUGCCAUUUCACCUGCCAGUAAUGGUGGGUAAAUCCGUGAUGAGCGUGCUUGGAGCUGCAUCGCGAGGGGCUAUUGACGCACAUGGGAUUGUAAUGGAGCAAAAGCUCUUUGAUAUAGGAUCAUCUGUCGCUGAUGUGACAAGAUCGCUUGGACCAAAAGCUGUCCAUAGACUGACUGAGUCAACUAUUGACCCAAACGAGUUGCUGUGGGGUAUGCUUCACACGCUUUCUCAGAUUCGUGGCUCGCCCUCGUAUCUCUUCCCUGCACUACUGGAUCGUUGCAGAAAUGUGCUUGGGCUCGACUGCAAAAUCACCACGGGGAAUUUUCUUCCUAUGCUCGGUGCUGCUGUGCCGGAUAAGUUGGCUUCACGGUCUGGCCAGCGCAUCUGGGAUUACGCUGCCGGUGCCGAAAACAUUGAGAUACAUGAUCUCGAUAGCCAAACUGAGUCGUUUCCUCAUCCGCAUGUGCUGCAGGAACUGGGCUUUGAAGGCCGUCUUUUUGGAUGA